Messenger RNA from Nomia melanderi (Alkali bee), 2277 nucleotides. RefSeq names its product protein tyrosine phosphatase non-receptor pez (gene Pez). Gene Ontology annotation, molecular function: protein tyrosine phosphatase activity; cytoskeletal protein binding. NCBI's taxonomy places the organism in Eukaryota, Metazoa, Arthropoda, Insecta, Hymenoptera, Halictidae. The record is from RefSeq and is a predicted model, not a curated record. Gene Ontology annotation, cellular component: cytoskeleton.
AUUCUUGUAUCUUUAAAAGUGGGGAGGUUAAGUAGUUUGACGUGGGUGUAUUAUGCGUGUUAAAUAAUCAGUCUAAUUUCAAUAUUUAUGUUCAUUGAAUGUUUCUUGCUUUUUUCGACUGAAUUCAGCCAUUAUAAUUUUUGUAAGUGAAGUAAUCAUUGGAAAAACCAAUCGUCGCGAAUUUGUAAGCAGCCUUAAUGUCGUGAGAAACGAGAGUGGAAUACAAACGCCGCGCGUAUGCACAUAUAUUUCAAUUAAAAGUAAAAGUACCAUGGAAUGCAAGAUAUUUUGGUGUUUGUUCACGGUGAUGCGAUAUUUACUCUUUUCGAACAGUUGUAAUAAUAGUACAUAGUUGAUUCUUCUGUCAUAAUAGUGCUUCUCCGUUAAACAUUUUGCUGUAAUAAUUAGUGAUCAAACAAUCAAAAUAUUAAAAUGCCAUUCAAAUUCCACCUAAAAAAAAGUAGGCAAUAUAAUGUGGUUUCAAAGAACCAAUAUGUAAUCUGUGUCGAGCUGUUGGAUACAACAUCCAUUGAAUGCACAUUGAGCAUUGAUAGUUUAGGCCAGGAGUGCUUGGACAAUGUAACUCAACGUUUAGGCUUGGGCCAACCAGAAUUUUUUGGACUUCGUUACAUUUCUCGGCACGAUUCUCCAUCUCCAAGAUGGGUGGACAUGGACAAACCAUUAAAAAAGCAACUUGAGAAAGAAGCAAAAAAUUUUAGUCUCUACUUGAGAGUUAUGUACUAUGUUACAGAUGUGCAACUUAUUCAAGAUGAGAUGACUAGGUACCAUUAUUAUCUGCAACUAAAGAGUGAUGUGUUGGAAGGAAGAUUUCCUUGCAAUUCUAGACAAGCUACUCUUUUAGCAAGUUAUUCAAUGCAAGCAGAAUUUGGUAACUAUGAUGCUGAAAGACAUACGAUGGAAUGCUUACAACAAUGCACAUUAUUUCCUAAAGAUGUUAUUCAGUCUGAUCCUGGAGGCUUAGAUUCUUUAUUGCAUACUGCUGUAUGCCAAUACAAGAAUUUAAUUGGUGUCACUCAAGCUGCAUCAGAGGAAUUAUAUAUUUCUAUUGUUAUGCAGUUAGAAGGAUAUGGUAAUGAAACAUUCUCCACUAAGGACAGUGGCAAUAACGAAGUAAUAUUAGGAAUUUCUAUCAAUGGAAUUAUGGUUGUUUAUCCAAGUACACAAACAACACAAUUCUACAGGUGGAAAGACAUAAGUAAUGUCAUAAAUCACAAAAAAACAUUCAGAAUAGAGUGCCAAGCGGAGGGUGAAGAAGCAAAGCAGUUCAUAUUUAGCGAGUCUCGCAAUGCAAAAUAUGUGUGGCGCUUGUGCAUUGCGCAACACACAUUUUAUAUGCAACAUCAAGAAUCACGGCCAUUAGAAAGAUCAACUAACGGGUAUUUUGAUAGCGAUACCAAUGACUCAGGUGAUCAUGCGGUGUCCGUAAAUCUGGAUACGCGGAAUGCUGAAGGACACACGCGAUGGACAAGCUACAAUGAUCUAUCAACAUCACCAUAUCCGCCUGUGGUGUCAGUAUCAUCGACGGACAUCAAUAACUUACGUGCCUUACUUCCUUCCUAUAGACCCGCGCCGGAUUACGAAACCGCGGUUCAAAUGAAAUAUAAUAACGGGGGAAACCCCCCACAGCCUUAUUACGCUAAUCAGUCCACCAUUGUUGGUGCUGAUCUCUCGUGCCUUCUCGGUAAUGUUGUUAACCGAAGUAGAUAUUAAAUUCUUAUAUGUAUUAGAAAUUCUAUUGAUAAAUGUUGUACAGAAGAAAAGUAGUUAUUCUAACAAAGAGGUAUCGCAAUAUUUCAGUUAUCAAUUUAACUAUACUUAAACAUUGCAGUCAAAAUGACGACAAUGUUUGCGAGAAUUCUUUGUGAAUAUUAUAAGUGCUUUCAGAGUUCAGUAUUCUUUAAUAAUCAUUCACACAUAAAUAUUUUGUAAACGUUAUAGACUACCCAAUGGAGAUUAGUAGCAAAGACUGAUACGCACAACACUGAAUCUGUGUUUUUCUAUUGUAUGUCUAAAAACCUAUUAUGUUUAAGUAGUAUAUGUUUCAAACUGUAUCUCAAUUGUUCUUUAACAAUACAAUGUUAUACUUUAUGUCAUAUUCACAUAGAAAUGUAUUGUAUAUAUAGGUUGAGCCUAUUUUUUUAAUCUGUUUAUUUAGAAACCUGUAUUUAUUAUUGUAAUUAAAGUAAAAUUUCCAACUGUCAACUGUUUAAAAUGGUUGAUUGUAACAAUUCUUAUUUUAAUAAACUAUUAAAAAGU